This is a messenger RNA of Sorex fumeus (smoky shrew), 591 nucleotides long. It is a transcript of the gene CUNH21orf58, whose product is annotated as chromosome unknown C21orf58 homolog. The record is from RefSeq and is a predicted model, not a curated record. Bases 1 to 591 code for a protein of 196 amino acids. NCBI's taxonomy places the organism in Eukaryota, Metazoa, Chordata, Mammalia, Eulipotyphla, Soricidae. The transcript has 8 exons.
AUGACCGUGAAGGACAGAGAUGCGCAGGCGCUGGCCUUUGCCGUGAAAAUGAUCAUGCAGGACUUUCCAGGAGAACAGAUGACCCGCCUGUGCCUGAGACUCCUGGAGAAGAAACUGGACCAAGAGCGUGAGGAUGUGGAAGGCGAUUCUGAGGACACCCGACUCAUGCCAGGGUCCGAGGGCCAGCUGCGGAGCGCUCUGAGGAGGAGGAAGGAGCUGCUGCGCAGGCUCUGGGACCAGCACCUCCUAGAAGAGCUUGCUGGGCCGCAGGCCUGGAGCGGAACCAGCAGAGGAACCCACCGACCAGCACUACCCCCCGAGCUGCCGCCCUCCCCACCACUGGCCCCUGAGCCCCAGCGUGUCAUCCAACACUUGAUCCCCCCAUCUCCUGCCACCAUCAUUCAGCAGCUCCCACAGCCACCACUAGUGGCACAGCUGCCCCCUUCCCAGACAGUUUCUACUCAAAGGUCAACAAGUAUCAAGGAAGACAUGGUGGAGAUGAUGCUGAUGCAGAAUGCACAGAUGCACCAGAUCCUCAUGCAGGGGCUGAUGCUGAAGGCGCUGCCACCAGCCGCAUUCCAGGGCGGCUGA